Eruca vesicaria subsp. sativa (arugula) is the source of this 947-nucleotide messenger RNA. The record is from the annotation of a GenBank genome assembly. NCBI's taxonomy places the organism in Eukaryota, Viridiplantae, Streptophyta, Magnoliopsida, Brassicales, Brassicaceae.
CGCACAUUUAUCGUUUCAAUUUGGCCACCCACUCUCACUCUUUUUUAACAACACUUUCUCACCUCUUCCUUCUCACGCAACUAACUCUUUAAAGAUUCCUCUCUACACUCAACCUUCGAAUUAAGACAUCUCUCUACACACUCGUUUCUUUCAGUUACAUCUCUCCUGUCGAGUAAGGUCUUUAGUUUUUGCUAAAGAUGGCGCUUGAAGCUCUAAAUUCACCGAGGAUAGCUUCUCCAGCUCCGACUCUGUUCGAGGAUUCAACAAGAUUCCAUGGCGUUGAGCAAUGGAGCAAAGGUAAGCGAUCCAAACGAUCCAGAUCUGAUCAUCACCACCGUCUCACUGAGGAAGAGUAUCUCGCUUUCUGCCUCAUGCUUCUCGCUCGCGACGGCGAUCGCCAUCACGUGGAGAAGGAAAAGACGAUUUACAAGUGCGGCGUUUGUGACAAGGUGUUUCGCUCUCACCAAGCUCUCAGUGGUCAUAAGGCUAGUCACCGGAUUUUAAUCAGCGGUGGAGAAGCUAAGCUGAAGACACCGACCACCGUGAAAUCUCACGUUUGCACGAUAUGUUAUAAAUCUUUCGCCACCGGUCAAGCUCUUGGCGGUCACAAGCGGUGCCACUAUGAAGGAAGUAGUAGCGUUGUUUCAAAUUCUGAAGGUGUGGGGUCUACUAGCCACGUCAGCGGCAGUAGCCACCGUGGAUUUGACCUUAGCAUCACCACCGUUCAUAGUUUCUCGCCGGACGAUGAAGUAAUGAGGCCGUUGCCGUUGAAGAAGCUCCGCCUCCAGUAAGGCCUAUGGGAUUCUUAUAGGAUUAUGUAUUACACCAAAUUUUCUAACUCAACAGAUUCAAAAUGUUUUUUAUUAUAUAGUUUUUGUUGAUUCUUUUACCCAAACAAAUACUUGUAAGAGCCUCUGCCACUUUUCAUAUAAACUAAACAUAUAUUA